GGCAGGUGCGGCCGCGGCCGCGGCGGCCGGUGGGCGGCAGUGACUGCGACGUACCGAGCGGUGGAGGAGCGACAACAGCGGCGCGCGCAACCAGUGGUGCGGACUGCACGAAGCGCCGGCAGCGGCGACCGCACUGCCGCCGUUGGUGACGACAGGAGACCACCUGCAGGCGGUGACGGGGGAGGAGGACCGCGGAGGCAGGUCGGCCGGGAUGGCGGCCAGCGCGCUCAUGGCGCGCCUCACCCGGCGCUGGAGGAAGCGCAGCGUCGACAUCACCGAGGAGGACCCCACGUUCAAGACGGUCUACCUCGGCAACACCGUCACGCAGUGGGCUAAGGGCAGCGGCAGCGUCGACAAGCCGCUGGCCACGCUCUGGAGGAACUACUGCCAGUCGACCAAGCCCGACAUCGAGAUGCGCGUGACGAUCGCCGUCUCUGGCCUGAAGGCGACCACGCGCGAGCACGGCCUGACCGAGUACUGGAGCCACCGCAUCACCAACGCCUACGCCCACCCCAGCUACCCCAAGAUGUUCUGCUGGGUGUACCGACACGAGGGGCGCAAGAUGAAGCCGGAGCUACGCUGCCACGCCGUGCUGUGCUCGUCCGAGGCCAAGGCGCGCCUCAUGGAGCGCCACCUGACCGAGCGGCUGCACCAGGCGCUCGUCGAGUUCCGCAAGGAAAAGCAGCUGCGCCAGAACGCGCGCCUCUCCGUGGUCAGCGUGCUGUACCCGAGCACGCCGCGGCGCAAGGUGGUGCUCACGAGCGGAGGCGUCAACUACCGGCCGCCGCUCGAGCGCAGCAAGAGCGCGCCCAAGCUGAGCAGCAUCGAGGAGGACCGUGAGGGCGAGGAGAUCGCCGCUCGCGACGACGCGCGCCGCCUGGCGGCGGCCGAGCCGAUCGUGCCGCCGCCGGUGGUGAGCUGCGACCCGCACGCGGGCGCCGCCUCCGCCUCCAGCGACGACUCCGAGAGCGACUCGGACACGGCCAGCGAGCGCAGCGCGACGAGCGUACCCAGCGAUCCGACGGCCGACAGCGACUGCGAGACGACGCUGCUGGAGACGGUGCGCCGGCGCGUGGCUGAGCUCGAGCUGGGGCAGGCCUGGUCGCAGCCGCCAGACGACAGCGACGACAGCGCCAGCGACGAAAGCGGCUACGCCGAAGAGGUCGGUCGCGUCGCCUGA
Pollicipes pollicipes is the source of this 1180-nucleotide messenger RNA. Its product is annotated as protein FAM43A. NCBI's taxonomy places the organism in Eukaryota, Metazoa, Arthropoda, Thecostraca, Pollicipedomorpha, Pollicipedidae. Bases 212 to 1180 code for a protein of 322 amino acids. The record is from RefSeq and is a predicted model, not a curated record. The transcript is spliced from 5 exons.